Messenger RNA from Haliotis rufescens (red abalone), 1344 nucleotides. Its product is annotated as cell wall protein DAN4-like. The coding region runs from base 1 to 1344 and encodes 447 amino acids. The transcript is spliced from 4 exons. Lineage: Eukaryota; Metazoa; Mollusca; Gastropoda; Lepetellida; Haliotidae. The record is from RefSeq and is a predicted model, not a curated record.
AUGGUUGCUUCAACUUCCACGACUGUUACUACAUCUACCACGACUGUUGCUACAACUAACACGGCUGUUACUACAUCUACCACGACUGUUACUACAUCUACCACGACUGUUGCUACAACUACCACGACUGUUGCUACAACUAACACGGCUGUUACUACAUCUACCACGACUGUUACUACAUCUAUCACGACGGUUGCUACAACUACCACGACUGUUACUACAUCUACCACGACUGUUGCUACAUCUACCACGACUGUUGCUACAACUACCACGACUGUUACUACAUCUAUCACGACGGUUGCUACAACUACCACGACUGUUUCUGCAUCUACCACGACUGUUACUACAUCUACCACGACUGUUACUACAUCUACCACGACUGUAACUACAUCUACCACGACUGUUGCUACAUCUACCACGACUGUUGCUAAAACUACCACGACUGUUGCUACAACUACCACGACUGUUGCUACAACUACCACGACUGUUGCUACAACUACCACGACUGUUACUACAUCUGCCACGACGGUUGCUACAACUACCACGACUGUUGCUACAACUACCACGACCGUUACUACAUCUACCACGACUGUUGCUACAACUACCACGACUGUUGCUACAACUACCACGACUAUUUCUGCAUCUACCACGACUGUUACUACAUCUACCACGACUGUUGCUACAUCUAACACGGCUGUUACUACAACUACCACGACGGUUGCUACAUCUAUCACGACGGUUGCUACAACUACCACGACUGUUACUACAUCUAUCACGACUGUUGCUACAACUGCCACGACUUCUACCACGACUGUUGCUACAUCUACCACGACUGUUGCUACAUCUACCACGACUGUUACUACAUCUACCACGACUGUUACUACAUCUACCACGACCGUUGCUACAUCUACCACGACUGUUGCUACAUCUACCACGACUGUUGCUACAUCUACCACGACUGUUACUACAUCUACCACGACUGUUACUACAUCUACCACGACCGUUACUACAUCUACCACGACUGUUGCUACAUCUACCACGACUGUUGCUACAUCUACCACGACUGUUACUACAACUACCACGACUGUUACUACAUCUACCACGACUGUUGCUACAUCUACCACGACUGUUACUACAUCUACCACGACUGUUACUACAACUACCACGACCGUUACUACAUCUACCACGACUGUUACUACAUCUACCACGGCUGUUGCUACAUCUACCACGACGAGUGGAGCGGAAGAAGUGAAACUGAGAACAAGAAACUCUCAGGGGCCAAGGGGUCGAACACGGUCACCCAUCCACCUACUCUCCGCGACCAGCGUUGCAAACGUCACCUGA